AUGUCGACGACAACCGCCAAGCGCAAGCGUGCGAGGAAGGCAUGUAUCCCAUGCCAUCAGCGCAAGCGAAAAUGCGACAACGUAUAUCCUUGUGGCAUGUGCACCACCUACAGAUACAACUGCAGCUAUGCCGAGAAUAAUACCAGUGGUUCUAUGGACGGCGGCGUGCAUAUUCCGCCUCCAGCCAAGCGUGUCAGUCUCGACGGUACAAGUCGUCUGAGUAGGACCCAUAUGCGGCGAGCACAUCACUAUGGCGAUGACUCGUUGGCCAAGAGUCCCACCGUCGUGGCCGGUGCAUCCCCGGGAAUCUUUGACGAGCUGAAGUUCAGAUACGCCGGGGCAUCGGCGUCCAUGGCAUUCCCGCACAUCCUGGGUGUGGCUCUCGGUUCCGACAACCCUCCAAAGAUGCGGUCGUUCGCUUAUAAUUUUGGCAUUCGCCCGGAGGAGGCAUCCGGUGCUCACUGCUUUCUGGGAAGUCUCAUCUCGGAGGAAGACCUUAGUUUUUUCUCGGAUGCGUUCUUCUCGGUAUUGGGCCCCAUCAUGGACGUGAUGGACCCAAGGAUCUACACGCAGCGAUGUCGGGACUAUUACCGUAGUUCUGGCAGCAACAACGCCGCAUUUGCCGCCGUGGCUGCUGGUAUCGCUGCUCUGGGAUCGUUCCUAUCUCCUAAUGGACACCCGCGGGAGUCUGACCUGGUGCAAUAUGCGAAAGCGAUUCUCGAUGAUCCGGCCUCCAUGCGCUUGCAUGAUAUCGACCACAUCGUCGCAUGGGGCAUGCGAGUGCUUUACCUACGCGCAACGACCCGCCCCAGCAAUGCUUGGAUCGCUUCGUGCACGCAGAUGCACCUCUGUGAGGCGAUCGGGCUACAUGAGGAAGAGAAUAUCAAGAAAAUAGCGUCCAUCGCUGGCGCUGCUGUCGUUGGACAUGACGCGGACCGGCUGAGGAGAAUUUUCUGGAUCUCGUGGGCCGGGCAUAACAUGCUGUCCUAUGAGUACGAUCGUUCACCUGUAGGAUUUCGGGCCGUGACUUGCCAGUCUAUCAUCUCGAUACCUGGGUGUGUUGCCGAUCAGUUCGUACAGCUGAUCCAGAUCAUCCCAUCGCCCAAUUCUCCGUUCCAGCUCGAACUGCGCCCUCCCAAUCCGAGUGAAGAGCUACUUGAGCGUCUCAAGGCACUGAAUGAGCCACAAUUUACCCAUCCGUUCCUGUUGGUGACGAAGGCGGACAUUGCAUUUUGCUUCUAUCGACGACUGUACCAGCUCAAGACCCGCAUACCAGACGAUCUCAUUAAGUUUGUCAUUGAUAGUGGCAACGCCGCAGUGGAGGCGGCCGAGCAGCAAGCUAGCCAGGGCCGUCUGUUCUGGAACGUCAUCGGCAGCGUCUUCCAGUAUACCUGCAUCCUGCUGGCCAUUGACACGCCCGUGGCCACCACCCACAUCGGCACCGCAUUGAAGGGCUUGGAGAACCUUGUCAAGGCUGCCGAUACAGCACUAACGCGGGAGGCAUUGUCGAUCGCGCGGCACCUCCUCAGCCUUCGUAUGGCAAAGAAGCGAAAAGAACUUGCUCAGCUAGAAGCUAUCGAGGCGGGCUAUGAAUUCUUUCAGACACCGUCGGCCUCUGAGGCUAACACUGCUGUGCCAGAUAUGGAUUGGGAAGUGGAGUGGGAUCAGUUCUUUAUCGAGCCAUAUAUAUCUAUGCUCGCGAUCCAGACAUUCUCAACCAUCAACCCAACCACGAUGCCCAAGUACGCCAAAGACCAGUCCGUCGACUUCAAAAACACCAUCGAAAGAGUCGCGAUUGUCGGCGCUGGAGGUACCAUUGGGUGGCAUAUUGCCAACGCCCUUUUACAGACCGGAAGGCACACAGUCACGGCCCUUACUCGCAAAGGCAGCGGGAACAGACUCCCCGAGGGCGUCCUCGUCGCCUCAAUCGACUACAAUGAUGAGGCCAGCAUGGUGGCCGCCCUCAACGGUCAGCAAUUUUUGAUCAUAACCAUGGCCCCUACCGCUCCCCGGGACUCCCACAGCAAGCUUGUCCAGGCGGCCGCCAAGGCCGGUAUUCCCUAUAUCAUGCCGAACGGGUAUGGCGGCGACAUUGGCAACACGAAGCUCGGCGAAGACACAAUGCUGGGGCCCGUCGCCAAGGCCAAUAGAGACGAGAUUGAGAGGCUCGGGAUGCAGUGGAUCACAGUGUGUUGUGGGUUCUGGUACGAUUACAGUUUGGCGGGCGGAGAUUCGCGCUUUGGCUUCGAUUUUGACAAGCGGUCCUUGACAAUCUAUGACGAUGGUAACACCAAGAACUCGACGUCGACGUUAUCGCAGGUUGGGCGCGCUGUGGCCAAGGUCCUGAGUCUCAAUGAGCUUCCCCAGGACGAAAAUGAUAACAGCCUGACUCUGUCCACGUUCCUCAACCAGGGCGUGUACAUUACGAGCUUUGUGGUUAGCCAAAACGACAUGUUUGAGAGCGUCAAGCGUGUCACUGGCACCACCGACGGCGACUGGACGAUUACCCACGUGGAUACCAAGAAGCGAUACGAGGAUGGUCUGGCGCAGGUGAAAGUGGGUAAUAUGGCUGGCUUUAGCAAGAUGCUGUACGCCAGGGCGUUUUACCCAGAUGAUCCCAGUGAUCUCUCAGCCAAGGGGCAGAAUGAGCUGCUUGGGCUGCCGGAGGAGAACCUGGAUGCGUCUACCAAGGUUGGGAUAGAUUUGGUCAAGGAGUUGCAGCUUCGUGUCGAGCGCAUGGCUGCCUAG
This is a messenger RNA of Aspergillus pseudonomiae, 2748 nucleotides long. RefSeq lists its product as uncharacterized. The record is from RefSeq and is a predicted model, not a curated record. Bases 1 to 2748 code for a protein of 915 amino acids. The transcript is spliced from 3 exons. Gene Ontology annotation, biological process: regulation of DNA-templated transcription; response to xenobiotic stimulus. NCBI's taxonomy places the organism in Eukaryota, Fungi, Ascomycota, Eurotiomycetes, Eurotiales, Aspergillaceae. Gene Ontology annotation, molecular function: zinc ion binding; DNA-binding transcription factor activity, RNA polymerase II-specific; oxidoreductase activity.